This is a messenger RNA of Triticum aestivum (bread wheat), 1593 nucleotides long. RefSeq lists its product as uncharacterized. Lineage: Eukaryota; Viridiplantae; Streptophyta; Magnoliopsida; Poales; Poaceae. Gene Ontology annotation, molecular function: zinc ion binding. Bases 280 to 1593 code for a protein of 437 amino acids. The transcript has 3 exons. The record is from RefSeq and is a predicted model, not a curated record.
UCACCUUGUGCAUUAGUUACAUAUUGUUUCAUCUUGAAAUGCAUUUGAAUGUUUUAAAUAUUGAAUUUGCUUGCUCAUUCAGGUGUUGAUGGGUGCUUCAUUAAGUUAACUACUGGUGCUCAACUACUUGCUGCCACUGGUAGAGAUGGCAACAACAAUAUAUACCCACUAGCAUUUGGUAUUGUUGGGCAAGAGGACACACCUAACUGGUGUUGGUUUCUACACCAACUUAAAAUCUGCCUAGGAGGAGAAGAGGGACAGUUUGGUCCAUAUACAAUAAUGUCAGAUAGACAAAAGGGCCUACUAAAUGCAGUGAAUGCUGUCUUUCCUAAGUGCAACCAAAGGUUCUGCCUUAGGCAUAUCUAUGCAAACUUCCAAAAUGCUGGGUUUAGGGGGGAAGAUCUGAAGAAGUGUAUGGAUAAUGCUGCCUAUGCAUAUAGUGAACACAAAUUUAACAUUGAAAUGAAUGACCUUAGAGCUGAAUGUCAGGAAGCUUGGGAGUGGCUUUGUCAAAUACCCAAGAAAACAUGGGCAAGGCAUGCAUUUGACACAAACUGCAAGACUGACCUUGUAGUUAACAAUUUGUCUGAGGUGUUCAACAAGUAUGUCCUAGAUGUUAGGAAGAAACCAAUUAGGACAAUGUGUGAUGGAAUAAAGGAUAAACAGAUGAUGAGGUGGCAUAGGAAUAGGGAGAGUGCAAAGACAGCUAGAUGGGACAUAACACACCAUUAUAGUGAGAAGCUAGAGGUUGAGAAGGAGAGGGCCAAAUAUUGCAAACCAAUUCAAGCUGGUGUGAACUUGUGGCAGGUUACAAGUGGGCAGCAAACCCAUGCUGUUGACUUGCAAGUGCACACAUGUGGGUGCAGAAAAUGGGACCUCAGUGGCAUCCCAUGUAACCAUGCCAUCUCAGCAAUCAACAAGGGCAAAAGAAAACCAGAGGAUUAUGUCAGCAAGUUCUUCAAGAAAGAAUUUUAUGUGGCAGCUUAUGAACCAAUGAUCUAUCCAGUUCCUGGUGAGCAUGAUUGGACAAAGACCCCUGGUCCAGACAUUGACCCACCUGCAUUUAAAGUGAAGAGAGGAAGAAAGAAAGAGAAGAGGAUCAAGGGGAAAUUUGAAGUUCCAAAGCCUAAGGACACAUCAAGAAUGGGGACUAUAACAUGUGGCAAUUGUGGACUGCAAGGACAUAGGUACACAAGCUGCCUCAAGCAGUUGAAGCCUGAGCUGGCUUUGAGGAAGAACAAACAUGUGCCUCUUGCAAGGAAUUCCAAUGGUGGUGGUGCUGCUACUACACCAGCAACAACAACCUCUCAUGCAGCUCCUACAACAACACCAACAGCUGGGAGAGGAGCUGGGAGAGGAGAUGGGAGAGGAGCUGGGAGAGGUGCUGCAGCAGCUCAAGCUGCUGGAAGAGGUGCUGUGAGAGGUGCUGCACCAGGUGCUGCAAGAGGUGUUGGGAGAGGGAGAGGUGCAUUCUCUGCCCCAAGACAAUCUGGUCCCUCCACAUCUACUGCUCCCUCCACAUCUGUUGCUGGGAGAGGUGCUGGUGGUAGACAUACUGGAUGGGGGAGGUACUUCUAUGCAAGUGGUAACUAG